AUGGAACGUAAAAAGACCCCGGGCCCGUGCAGGUUCGUACGGGACUGCCCCGCAUCCGGUCUGGGGGCCCAGCAGCGGGCUUGGGCGUACCUGCAGGCACGCGGCCAUCGAAUCCUGGCCGCCGGCGACGCGCGCGAGGAUUCCGCCACGAAGAGGUACACCACCUUCCCCGACGUGGCGGCGCUGCAGGAGUACGACGAUCACCUGGCGGAGUUCCGGGUGGAGCGCAGCAUGUACGAGGUGCUAUACCCGGAGCUGCCCACCCGCCUCUACUUCGACAUCGAGUACUCGGUCGCCCAGCGUGAUGACAACGGCUUCGCGGAGCGACUCUCUCGCUUCGCUGAGCUCCGGGCGGCCUUCUGUGCCGAGGUUCUGGGCGUGGCGGCCUCGGACCUGACUUUUCAGACCAGCACGGCACAUGGGGAAUCUAAGGGCGAGUACAAGCACAGCAUGCACGAGGUGCUGGAGGGCUUCUAUGUAACCAACCAGGAAGAGCGCCGCCUAUUCAAGGAGUGCUUCGAGAGCUUCCUCCAGGACCCCCCCUCCAGCGAGCUCGCAGAGAGCGUCGCGUUCCUGGACUGCGAGCGUAACGGGAAGACCGAGCGGAUCUGGGACAGCGGGGUGUACACCAAGUUUCGCUGCUUCCGCAUGCUGGGUUCCUGCAAGAAGGGCUCCGGCAGGCCGCUCGUCCCUGCCAAAGGGAGCUCGCCCAAGCUGCGCGAUCACCUGGUUGGCGUCUACGACGAACGACAGCGGAAGGGCUUGCAGAAGAUUGACAUGGGAACCGCUCGCGCAUUCCUGGCAGUCAAGGCUCAGCCAGGCUCUGAGCGAUGA
Messenger RNA from Klebsormidium nitens, 834 nucleotides. The record is from the annotation of a GenBank genome assembly. NCBI's taxonomy places the organism in Eukaryota, Viridiplantae, Streptophyta, Klebsormidiophyceae, Klebsormidiales, Klebsormidiaceae.